CAGAUAAAACAAAACCCAAAGGUUGAAGGAAAUAGAACCGGGCUGAACCGGAUAAAAGAGUCGGUUAUGGCAGUUGUAGAGAUAUAAAUUAGCAAGAGACAUCUGAAGAGAGCGGCUUUGAGGCGUAAUAGAAAAGAAAAAUAAGCCGUAGAAGAGGGCUCUCUCUGGUGGAGCUUACCCCCAAAAAAAAAACCAAUUUAUCCUUUACGACUCCAUUAACAAACCAGUAAAGAUGGAUCGUUACCAGAGAGUGGAGAAGCCGAAAGCAGUGACACCCAUUGACGAGAACGAGAUUCGUGUUACUAGUCAAGGCAGGAUGCGAAAUUAUAUCACUUACGCCAUGACUUUGCUUCAGGAGAUGGGCUCGAAUCAAAUAAUCUUUAAGGCAAUGGGAAGAGCCAUUAGCAAGACUGUAACUACUGUGGAGUUACUUAAGAAAAGAAUUGUAGGUCUUCAUCAGAUUACAUCAAUUGGAUCCACGGAUAUAACAGAUAUGUGGGAGCCUCUGGAAGAAGGACUUCUUCCGAUGGAGACCACCAGGCAUGUGUCCAUGAUCACUAUAACCCUUUCAAAAAAUGAAUUGAAUCCAUCAUCUGUUGGGUAUCAGCCUCCAUUACCGGCUGAUCAGGUGAAAGCAUCCAUAAAAAUUGAUCACGAAGAAGGGGGCUCACCUAAUGGCCGAGGUAGAGGCCGUGGUGGUAGAGGAAGGUCAAGGAGUAGAGGGAAUGCUGUUGUCUCUGCUGAGUAUGACGAUGGAGGCUGGGAUCGCAAUCAUGGCUAUGCUAGUGGUAGAGGUCGAGGAAGAGGACAUGGUUCCCAAGGCAGUGGACGUGGAGGAUACAAUGGACCUCAGGUUGGUAGGCUGGAAGAUGGAGGCCACAAUUAUGAAGCCCUUCCACAAGGUCGUGGCCGUGGCAGGGGAUACCGUGGUAGGGGCCGUGGGUUUAGAUCUAAUGGGCCAAUCCAGGCAGCUGUAUGAGGUGGUGGCAGUCUUUGAACAUAAUUGAAAUGGUGUCGGUUAUGCAUCCGGUUAUAUGUUUUAUGGUUUUCUAAUCUUGUCCUUCAUUUGUUUUAGCUGUAAUUUUUUUCUUCAUUGUUCAUUUACCAGCAGUUUGUAACUUUAGGAUGUGUUGAGUUGCAUUCAGAUUUUUCUAGUUCAGCAGCUACCUCACUGCACGAGUGGCAGACGCUUUUCUGUUUUUGUAGCCAAGGUUGAUCAUAUGUUUGAACAAUUUUAGCCUUUUUAUUUGACAGAA
Molecule: messenger RNA, 1256 nt
Organism: Gossypium arboreum
Lineage: Eukaryota; Viridiplantae; Streptophyta; Magnoliopsida; Malvales; Malvaceae
Exons: 9
Coding region: 233-979 (248 amino acids)
Molecular function (GO): RNA binding
Source: RefSeq, a predicted model, not a curated record